This is a messenger RNA of Lepidothrix coronata (blue-crowned manakin), 3540 nucleotides long. RefSeq names its product pleckstrin homology domain containing B2 (gene PLEKHB2). The transcript has 8 exons. Gene Ontology annotation, biological process: regulation of cell differentiation. Lineage: Eukaryota; Metazoa; Chordata; Aves; Passeriformes; Pipridae. The record is from RefSeq and is a predicted model, not a curated record. Bases 644 to 1318 code for a protein of 224 amino acids. Gene Ontology annotation, cellular component: membrane.
CUCAUUUUCCAAUAUAUCCUAUGCUUGAUCUCUUUUUUUCAGCAUGCUCAUAAACCAGAGUGUGGUGGCUGAGUGCUUAAUGUCACGCGUGAUAACCUGAAUUUAACGCAGAGUCCUUGCCAUCCCAUUUCAGGCUUCAUUUGAAAGCUGAGGAGAAAUGAGAAUCUUUAUGGGCUUAACUUUUACUUAUUUUAAUUCUUCUUGGAGGGAGCUAGAGAUGAUUCGAAAGAAAUACAAGUCAUAAAAACCGCUUUCUCCUUCCUGUUUGAGAUAAAACUGUGUCAGCUUUUGUUUUGGCUGGACUUUGAGCCAGUGAAUGCAAAACACAGAAGAGGAAGUACAGAAAAAGAGAGGUAGGGUAGAAGUGACGGUGCUUAGUAACUUGAGAAUGCAGGAAGUACACGUAUGCGGAGAGAACAGCUUUGAAAGGAACUGGUGGUGAGUCAGGAAGCAGUCACUCCAGUCUGUCUCUUCCCCAUUUUCUAAGAGCAGUAGCUCCAAGUGCAUUUUCCAGUUAGAGUGGUCUCUGGCAGUCCAUUGGAUCGCUACACUCACGCGUUUCUAAAGUCCUCGGAUACUGGUUGUGCCUUGCUGAGUCUCUUCAGCUGAGAUCCACCGUGUCUCUCUGCAGGAUUAAGCAACAAUGGCAUUUGUGAAGAGCGGAUGGCUGCUCCGGCAAAGUACUAUUUUACGCCGCUGGAAGAAGAACUGGUUUGAUCUGUGGUCUGACGGCCGCUUGAUAUUCUACGAUGAUCAAAAUCGCCAUGAUCUAGAAGAUAAGAUCCACAUGCGAAUCCACUGCAUCAACCUCAGAGUGGGGAAUGAAUGUCGAGAUUUCCAGCCUCCAGAGGGGAAGCAGAGAGACUGUUUACUGCAGAUUGUUUGCCGUGAUGGGAAGACAGUCAACCUCUGUGCUGAGAGUGCAGAUGACUGCCUGGCAUGGAAAAUUGCUCUCCAGGAUGCCAGAACAAACACUGGCUACGUGGGAUCUGAUGUGAUGUAUGAUGAGACAGCCAUUUCCUCGGCCCCUCCUCCCUACACAGCUUAUGCCACACCAUCACCUGAGGUUUAUGGCUAUGGCUACGAUCAGUACAACGGUGCAUAUCCCCCCGUGGGGCCUCAGCUCUUCUACACCUCCAAUGGACAAGCCUAUGCUGUUCCCUAUCAGUAUCCAUACCAAGGACCUUAUGGCCAACCUCCUGCAAACCAUGUCAUCAUUCGAGAGCGUUACCGUGACAGCGAUGGAGAUCUUGCUCUGGGAAUGCUUGCUGGAGCAGCAACUGGAAUGGCCCUGGGAUCAUUGUUCUGGGUCUUCUAGGUUACCCCUUCCUUAUCUCUGUAGUUCCAAAAACCUUUAUUGUGUGCAAUAAUAUAUUGGCAAUGUUGUUUACUGUUAAACUUUAAGAAAUGCAAUAGUUAUUUUUCAGUAGUGACAUCUUAAUAACUGAUUCUUAACUGUCUUAAUGAGAGUUUAAAGGCACCAUUUAGUUAAGUGAUUGGAGAUGGCAUGUGCUGCUCUUGAAUUCUGAUAUUUGGAGUUAUAAGGAUCAAUAUGAGCACCAAUGUCACAUGGUAGCAGUCAACAGUCACCUGCUUUAUGAACAGACUGUUAUUGUAAACGCCAUAGAAAAAAAUGGAUUUUUUGGGUGGUCUAAGAUCUGGUCCAAACAAGAGGUUUACAGGAGCCCUGCAUCAGUAUAUACAUACUACUGGCUUCUAAACAUUCCCUGGACAAACCUACAGCUCAGCAGAAACUCCUUAGCGUUAGGUAGUCUGCCGUGCUUGAGGAUGGUUUUGUUUUCAGACUUGCCUGCAGAUGGUAGUGUGUUUUCUUAGGUGGAGUCCUGUACCUGCCUCUCACACCAUCUAGGUGAGGUUGUCUUUGAGAACACAUAAGCAAACCACUAAGAGGUGGCAGCACUCCUCAGUUCUUUUAUUCUCCCAGAAAUGUGAAUGACCAGUGGCAAGGAAGACCAAUGUUUGUUAUUGCACUUCCCUCUUUAUCCUGAACCACUCUUCUCUGGUCAGAUGGAAGCAGCAGAUCUUUACUUUGCACGUGGUCUUCCUUGUCUGUAGAGCGGUCGCCUCAGACCAGCUGCAUUGCUGAGGAAGAGGCCAUGGUGCAGUGUCUGCUCCUCACUGCUGUCCCUCUGCAGAGUCUGCAGGAGCAGAACUAAUGUGGACAACCCUUGCCCUGUUGGGGCUACCAGCUCCUCUGCAGGCAGGAACAGUCAGGAGGGCAGAGACUAGCAGCACAAGUAGUCCUUGCACACAGGCACUUUGAUAUCAGCUGCCUUGCCAGGGUUAGGAUGGGGUGUCUGCCUUGCAGCCGCCAAGGUUUCCUUAACCAGGUUCCUUGUUUGCAACUAGUUUUGAGCACAGCUGAGCCUGGAUUUGUUCUGUGCACACUUCCCCCUCACAUUCAGCAGGUCUCCUCUCCCCUUCAUGACUUGUUGUGGAAAACACUCCAAGGAACCUUUGUUUGUAUGCCUGGUUCCCUCACACAGUGUGCCCCUGCAGGCUGCUGUGCUAUGACUGUCAGCUGGAGUGCAGCUGGUUUGUGUGUUACGUGGCCUGUUACCCAUCCUGUUAUAAUCCAUGCUGAGCUGUGCUUGGCAGGGGAAAGAAAGUUCUGAAGAAAUGCACUUGCUUUCUUAUUCAAGUGAAAGAGGCAGGGUGCCUAAGUUGAGUUCUUAGAGUAAGAGGACUUAUUUUUAUACUUGCACUUUUAGCUUUCUGUAUUGGUAUUGUUUUAAUGUUAAGUCUUUCUUAUGCUUUCAUUCAGAAAUAGGUUAAUUUCCUUAUGAUUCACGGGGUUUCAGGUAUGUCAGGGAAGAUGAAAAUAGAUGAGAACUUGCACCCAUAUAAAUUUAGAUCAAGUCCCAACUUUUUCCGUUUCAUCCUAAAGCUCUCUGGGCUCCAUCCUACCUGUUUAAGCAACAGAGGGUUGGACAAGGGUUUGGGUAGCAGCCAGGGGAAGCACUAAGCUUUCGUGACUCUUAGGACCAACUAAACCACUUGGAAUCAUUGGAAGUAAACAGACAGAUGUAGUCUUGGCUGCAUUAUUAAGAGUGGGCCUAAUGCAGGGAAUGUAAACUGCUUUCAGGAGACUUUGGCUGGAGCUGUACACCAAUGUGCAUGCAUGUCCUUUCACAGUUUAACACAGCUGCACAUGUUCUGCCAGUGGGGUGUACUGAAAGGACUUGUUGGAGGUGCAAAAGAGGACUAAAGUGGAAGUUUCUUAUUUCUAGUCUAAACCAAAAGAAAUUGGGGUACAGUACUGAAGGUCUCUUAGAGGCCUGGUACCCUUGAGGUCAGAAAGGGAUGGUGACUGGAAUGUAAGUGAACAAACAUCUACCUUUUCUAAUCCUUGAGAUAACCUUGAAGUUGAUUACAAGUCUAUGCUGCUGUUUCGUUUGCGCUUUGCAAUAUAACGAGUUUUGCAGAAUAUCUUUACCUCUUCUCCCUCUGUGGUUCUUAACUUGUGAGGAGUGGGGGAGAAUAAAACAAUUGAACAUCAUGUGAUUUUUUUUAAUUUUG